Molecule: messenger RNA, 2716 nt
Organism: Paramecium octaurelia
Lineage: Eukaryota; Ciliophora; Oligohymenophorea; Peniculida; Parameciidae
Source: the annotation of a GenBank genome assembly
GAAUGGAUCAAGAAGCCCAUAAGAAUGAGGAGAAUUAAGAUUAAGAAGAAUAACAAGUUGAUGAAUCUUAAAUUACAUAAACUUAAUAGACAGAAAAUAAGAAUGAGGAAUAAGUAUUUGAAUGCGAAUAAAUUUAAAAUCAAAAUGAGAAUCGUUAAAACUCAGCUGAAAAGUUGCCAUAUUAAAAUCAAACUGUUACUAGUACUACAAAUAAUACAAUUCCUUUAAAUUAAACGCCUCCUUAAGCAAGCUCUUAAACCUCAAAUUUUUAAGAUAGUAUUCAUACUUUAGCAGGAAUCAUCAACAAUAUUGAUAAUCAAGUUUUAUUAUAAAAAGCCCCUUUGGAAAGUCUUUGCAAUUUGCUUUAGAUUGCUCAACCAAGUGAAUUUGAUGAUGUGUCAGAUCCUGCAGGGAUGAAAGAACUUAUUGAAUAGUAAUAUUAAAGAAAAAGAUCUGAUUUGGAAAUGUUAAUCUACCACGUUAUGAAAGGAUAUGACGAAUUGAAUCAAAAAGUAAACCUAAAUCAAUUGGAGAAAAUCAUGAGAAUUCUAAAAAGUAAAAAUAAAAGCAUUUACAUAACAAAAGAUGGGUUUGGAGAAUAAGCACUUUAAUGUUUGUGUCAUCAUCAUCAAAUUCAUUAAUAAGAAUAACAAGAAGAUAAUAUAGAAUAAAAUAUAUAAUAAGAAUAACAACAGGAAGAAUAAUAAGAAUAACAAUAAGUAGCAGAAUAAUAAUAAGAAGAGUAGAAUGUUGUUGAGUAAAAUGAAAAGGUAAAUGUUUAACAAGAGAAAAAUGAAGUAGAAAUAUAAACAGAUUAGAUGGAAGAAAGUGAAUAACAAAUUGAUUAAGAUGAAUAAAAGCUAGGAGAUUUAAUUUAAAAGUAGAAGCAAUAAUUUGAAGAUUUCUAACAAUAAAUAGAAGAAAAUUAAACAGCUUUAUAAACUUAAGAAGAGGAAAUAGAUUAAUAAAUUUAAUAAGUUGAGAAACAAGAUGAAUAAUAAUAGUUGACUUAAGAAUAAUUAGAAUAAAAUGUUGAAUAAUUAAAGCAUUCGAUUUAGAGGAGUAGAGAAUAAAUUGAAAAACUGACAGAACAAAGAGACAUUCUCCUUGAAAAGAGCAGAGAAUUGGCAUAGAAACAAUAAGAGUUGAAAAUACAACAGCAAUAAAUAUUACGGUAAUUAAAAUAAAAUGAAGAAGAAGAGGAGGAAAACAAACCUGUAUUUAUAAUUAUUUUAUUUAUUAGAUCUCAUGUUAAGACAUAUUCGGUAUUAUGACACUAAAUACUUUAAAUCUAAAUCAAUUAUAAAAUUAUAAUGAUCAAACAAAUAGCUUAAUUUUUAAAUUGAGUAAGAACUAUACGGUUGAAAUCAAAAGUGAUGAUACAGAUUACAUAAGAGUUUUGAAUGAAAAUUCAAUUUUGAAGAUGAUUCCUUCCUUAUUACUUACAAGACACAUCUUUCCAUUUUUGAGUGCUUUUGAAUUAUUCAAAAUCAGAGAAGUUUGCGGCUGGUUUAAAGAAUAGUAAAUAUUAAUAUCAAUAAAUUUAGAGUAAAGAAAGCAUGGCCAAUUGUAUUCAAGAGGGAAAUGUUUGAAUAAUUGUUGGCAAGAGAUUUAGCCAAAAAUAUUUACACCGUUUUGAGUUUGUAAACUUUGAAAGGAACUCUCUAUUUCAAAGUAUAAAAUUUGAUUGAGGCAAUAAUCCAAGCAAUCUAAUGGGAGAAAGUAGAGGAGGCACUAUAAUAAGAACAAAUGGAUAUUAAUAUCUAUAGACCUUUGAUUGCCUUGUUGUCAUUGUUCAAUAAAUAGCAUGAAAUUGAAUAUCCUCAUCAAAUUGAUGGAAGCUUUGAUAUUAAAGAAUUAGCAAAGGAUAUGAAAAACUAAGUCAUUCAAUAUAUUUAAACUAACUUCUUACCUUUGAGUUUUAAUCAAAUGAGAAGGAUUAAUGAAAAUCUAUUAUCUGCUCCUGAAUUCAGCGUCGAAUUUUUAGCAUCAAAAGAAGAUAAGUUGCCAUUGUAUCUCACCAUUUUACUUUAAUAGUUGUAUUAUCAUGGUUUGAUACAUUAAACAUUCAUUAUUGAUAGUUUUUAGUUGGAUAAAUGGAAGAUGUACUUAUUAUAAUAAAUAUUUUAGAGAAUAAGAAAUACUUGGUAAAAGAUAAAGUUAUAACUAAAAUUUUUUGGAAGGGGCAUACAAAAAACUAUUGCUUAAAACUUACUAGGAUGAUGGAGAAGACGAAUAAUCCUUGGAACAUCUAAACUCAGAUAUAAAUGAAGUAUCAUUCAAACAAUAAUCCUUAGGCUUAAUAAUUCUUACGUGCUUUGACCAAUUUAACACCUACUGAAAAUCCAGAUCCAGAUAUUGUUAUUAGAAGAAAUAAAACAGUCACUAAGAUCUUUAUUGAUAUACAUACUAAAAUGGAUAUUUUAGUUUAAACUAUUGAGCAAUAUAGAAAUUAAAGUUUAUAAUAGGAGGUCCUUGCCUAAAAGGAGUAAUAAGAAUAAUCUGUUUAAAUUGAAGCAGAAACCCUUUAGUAAUAAGGAGAAACUGAAAAGGAAGUCUAAACAGAAAAUCAGGAAGAAAUAAAGAAAUCAAAUAAUAAUUAAAAAGGAGAUAUUGAAGUCUAAUAAGACUAACAACAACAAUAACCAGAAGAACAAGAAAUAGAGCCAAAAAAUUAAAUAGAGGAAAAUAAUCUUAAUUAGCCUAAAGAGUGAAG